Molecule: messenger RNA, 1543 nt
Organism: Branchiostoma belcheri (Belcher's lancelet)
Lineage: Eukaryota; Metazoa; Chordata; Leptocardii; Amphioxiformes; Branchiostomatidae
Product: neurofilament heavy polypeptide-like
Exons: 4
Coding region: 185-1543 (452 amino acids)
Source: RefSeq, a predicted model, not a curated record
ACCACCUUGGGCUAUUAGCGCAUCGGGAACACCCUUGGUUGUGCACGGGUUGGCGUUCGACGCGGACAAGGCGCUGGACCACAGCUCAGGCCUGCACACCUACUGGAACGCCUCUGACCUGCCGCAGAACUACAACCAAUGGUUCAUCAUCUUCGACUUCCGAGAAUCGUACAGGCUCUGGAAGAUGCAGCUGCGGUGCCGGGCGGACACCAUCCACGACAUCAAGACGUUCACCUUCCAGUCGUCUCAAACAAAGGAUCCCUUCAAGUGGAAAAACGCGCUAACUGAUGUAAGUAUGUCGGCAGCAGUGGAGGAUUACCAGACAUACGGGGGAUUCAACGCCGCGGCCAGGUACUGGCGAAUCUACAUCACAGAGACGCACGGAGGCUGGGCCCCUCAUCUGGCCGAGAUUUCCUUCUACGGACAUAAAGACGAAAAAGCGAAACCAGAAGAGAGUCCAGUGGUACAAAAAGAAGAAGCAAAACAAGAAGAGAGUCAAGAGAAGACAGAAGAAGCUAAACUGGAACAGAAAGAAGAAGCGAAGGCUAAACUGGAACAGAAAGAAGAAGCGAAGACAGAAGAGGCUAAAGUGGAACAAAAAGAAGAAGCGAAGACAGAAGCAGAAGAGGCUAAGGUGGAACAAAAAGAAGAAGCGAAGACAGAAGAGGCUAAAGUGGAACCAAAAGAAGAAGCGAAGGCCGAUGAGACAAAAGAGGAACAAAAGGAAGAAGAGAAGACAGAAGAGACUAAAGUGGAACAAAAAGAAGAAGGGAAGGCAGAUGAGACUAAAGUUGAACCAAAAGAAGCGAAGCCGGAAGAAGGUAAAGUGGAGGAACCAAAAGAAGAAGCGAAGCCGGAAGUCGCUGAUGAAGGGGCAGACACAGAUUCGGAGACUGACGAUGAAGAAACUAAAGCAAAGAAGGAUGCCGUCAAGCAACUUGCUGUUCAACUCGGAGUUCGCGAUUGGCUGGAUAAAUUGAAGGAGCAGAAGAAGAUGUUGAAAAAGGAGAACGAUGAACUGAAGGCUAAAGUUGAAUCGAAAGCGAAGACAGAAGAGGCUAAAGAUGAGCAAAAAGAAGAAGCGAAGACAGAAGAGGCUAAAGAGGAACAAAAAGAAGAAGCAAAGGCAGAAGAGGCUAAAGAGGAACAAAAAGAAGAAGCGAAGACAGAAGAGGCUAAAGAGGAACAAAAAGAAGAAGCGAAGACAGAAGAGGCUAAAGUCGAACCAAAAGAAGAACCGAAGCCAGAAGAGACUAAAGCGGAACAAAAAGAAGAAGCGAAGACAGGAGAGGCUAAAGUGGAACAAAAAGAAGAAGCGAAGGCAGAUGAGACUAAAGUGGAACCAAAAGAAGCGAAGCCGGAAGAGGGUAAAGUGGAGGAACUAAAAGAAGAAGCGAAGGCAGAUGAGACUAAAGUGGAACCAAAAGCAGAAACGAAGCCGGAAGAAGGUAAAGUGGAGGAACCAAAAGAAGAAGCGAAGCCGGAAGUCGCUGAUGAAGGGGCAGACACAGAUUCGGAGACUGACGAUGAAGAACUAAGGUAA